This is a messenger RNA of Myxocyprinus asiaticus (Chinese sucker), 720 nucleotides long. Its product is annotated as neurturin-like. The transcript has 3 exons. Bases 43 to 720 code for a protein of 225 amino acids. The record is from RefSeq and is a predicted model, not a curated record. Lineage: Eukaryota; Metazoa; Chordata; Actinopteri; Cypriniformes; Catostomidae. Gene Ontology annotation, molecular function: receptor tyrosine kinase binding; growth factor activity; glial cell-derived neurotrophic factor receptor binding.
CAUCUUUUUUAAGCGGGACCCAAUGCUUUUCCUCAAUCUAAGAUGAAGUUAUGGAAGUUUGCUGCCAUCGCCCUGAUUCUCUGUGGUGCUGCAAUCCACCUUAUCCUGUUUAAAGCCACGCGCUCUUCCAGAGCCCCGCCUCUUCCUCCCCACCACAGAGCAUCAUCCUCAUCUCUGUUAUCAUCAUCGUCAUCUUUAUUUACACCCUCCAACUCCUCGUCUUCCGCAUGGUCAGGUGGGAGGCAGCGGAGAGUCAGAUCAGCUGCAGAAGAAAACUCUUUUGUCUCAGAAUUCAUGGAGAUGUUCCAGAGCUUCACAGAGGGUGAGCUGAAGCAGGUGAUAGGGACGCUGGUGGAGAGAAAAGCCCGUAGAGAAGCCCAACAAAGCAAAAGGACUAAGCGUGCAAAAAAGCGGACCAAACCGUGCUCGCUUCGGGAAGUGGAGGUGACGGUCAGUCAGCUUGGGCUGGGCUACGUCAGUGACGAGACUAUAGUCUUCCAUUACUGCAGUGGGAAGUGUUCCGCUAGCCGCAGAAACUAUGACCUGGCGUUAGCGUUUAUGAAACGCUCACGGCUGCUCACCAGGGAACAGAGAGAGAAGGCUCGACACAGCCCCUGCUGUCGGCCCACCGCAUACGAGGAGAACAUCUUCUUCCUCGAUAACUCUUAUCGAUACCACACAAUCCACGAGUUUUCAGCUCAGGAGUGUGGAUGUGUCUAA